Messenger RNA from Rubroshorea leprosula, 3424 nucleotides. NCBI's taxonomy places the organism in Eukaryota, Viridiplantae, Streptophyta, Magnoliopsida, Malvales, Dipterocarpaceae. The record is from the annotation of a GenBank genome assembly.
ACUAAACACUAUGUUGAAAUUGAAUUCCACGUAGGGAAGAAAAGAAAGACAACUUAUACAGCACAAAAGUUGAUGACCAAGGAUCAUGAAGUUUUCAUAUACGUCAUAGUACUACAACUCUUUCAUCAAUCACACUUUUCUAUGUUAUGAUUGGUACUUUACACGCGCAACGUCCAUCCAAAAGGAAUUCUGAUUUUGUAGGCUAGGUUGUUAUAAGCUAAAACUUUCUCCAAUUCUGAGACAGCACCUGAUUCACAUAUUCUCCUCUGGGUUGUUCGUUGUUUAACAAAGGUGAUGGAACGAGGUGGCUGCAGAGGGAGAAGAGGUGGCUAUGGCAGCCGUGGAAGGGGUGGAGGUAGAAGAGAAGGAGGUGGUCAUGAUCAUCAUCCGCAGCAGUGGCAGUCGGGUAGAAGGUCAAGCCAUUGGAGGAACCAGGAUCAUGUGGGUCGUAGCCAAAGUGGCUCCCAAAUGAACCAUGUCGGUACCAGCCGUCAUCCGGAUGGUGAUGGAACAGGGUGCUGGAGGUCUAGUGGCUGGAGGAGUAUUCCCUUUUCCCAAGUGCUGUCACAGAGAUCCUCUGUUUCAUCUGAAUGCCUAGCGCCUGAGCAUUUGCCUGCUUCAUCUUCAUCUCCAGAAAAUGUCCGUAGGUUUCUGCCUAUGAAUCGACCUGAUGCAGGUACUCAUGCUAUGCGGAAAGUUGGAAUUCAUGUCAAUCAUUUUCCUGUAAAUUUUGCAGCAGAAAUGAUAAUAAGGCACUAUAAUUUUGAUAUCAAACAACAAGAGUCCUCCAGCAAAGGCAGGUCUGUGAAAAUACCAAAGUUUAACUUGUCCAUGAUUUGGAACAAGUUAUCUUCAGAGGAGCCUAAAAACUUUCCCUUGGACAUGACUGCCUAUGAUGGUGGGAACAAUAUCUUUAGUGCUGUAGAGCUGCGCACUAGAGAAUUUGUUGUGAAACUAUCUGAGGUUUCAUAUGUUGUGUCUGUAAAGCUUGUGAAUGAACUCAGGCUUUCCGAGUUGAAGGAUUAUUUAAGUGGGACUGGGAAAGUCAUGUCAGUUCCACGUGAUAUAUUGCAAGCAAUGGAUUUGGCUAUGAAGGAAAAUCCGAAAAGGUAUGCUAUCCCCUUUAGAUCCCAUCAAGGAAGUGAUGUUGGACGGGGCAUCCUAGCUUCUCAAGAACCUCUAUAUCGAUUGAAGCCUACUUCUCAGGGUUUAGUCUUGGUCCUGGACUACUCAGUUUUCCCAUUUCUGAAGCCAGUGCCUGUUAUAGAUUACCUGAAGGAGCAUAUUGAAGGUUUUGAUAUAAACCAGUUUGAAAUCUUUCAGAAUAAGGUCAAAGGUGAACUAAAGGGAUUCAAGGUUUAUAAAACUUAUCUUGGAACCAAACAUAGCUAUGUGAUUGCUGGAUUGACGAAGAACGCACGACAAAUUUCAUUUACGAUUAAAGAUUGGAAGUGCAAUGAUCCAGCAAGGGAUGUUCUCCUUGUUGAUUACUUCAGGGAUAGAUAUAAGAAAGAAAUUGUGUACAAAGAUAUUCCCUGCUUGGAUUUAGGGAAACACAAUCACGUGCCACUGGAGUUGUGUGUUUUAGCUGAAAUGCAAAGAUGUCCAAAGGAGAAGCUGGACAGACAUGCAACUAACAAGUUGAGGGAAUUAUCCCUGCCGAAGGUAAGAGAGAAGAAAAUAUGCGAUUUGGUUCAGGCAAGAGACGGACCUUGUGGGGGAAUCAUUGCACAGAAUUUUGGAAUUGCAGUUGACAGGAGCAUGACCAAAGUGACUGGCCGCAUUAUCAGCCCACCUGAGUUGAAGGUUGGUGUUCCUGGGGGUGGGUGGACUAGGACACCACUCAACAGUAAGAAAUGUGAUUGGAACCUGGUACAGAAAUGUGUAGUUGAAGGAAAACAAAUUGAGAAGUGGGCUGUGCUUGAUUUUACUUAUUCUGAAUCUGAUCAAAACAAAUUUAAACCACGCCUGUUCAUCCCAAAGCUUAUUGAUCGCUGUGAAGCUCUUGGGAUCCGCAUGAAGGAACCUUCAUUAUAUGAGGCAGCUGAAAUGUGUCAAUUGCAUAAUGUGGACAUGAUCUUGGAGCUCCUGGAAAGCAUUAAGGCUCGGUCCAAUAUAGGGAAAGGAUAUCUGCAAUUUAUUCUUUGUGUGAUGUCUAGAGAGCAUCCUGGUUACAAGUAUCUUAAGUGGGUCUCUGAGACCAGAAUUGGUAUAAUGACUCAAUGUUGUUUGUCCACAAAAAGAGUGAAUGAUCCGUACCUUGCUCAUCUUGCUCUCAGUAUAAAUGCCAAGCUUGGAGGCAGUAAUGUGGAGCUUUUAACAUCACUCCCUGGCUUUGAAGGUAAAGGAAAUGUGAUGUUAGUCGGUGCUGAUGUAAGUCACCCUGGCUCGAAGAAUUUGACAAGCCCAUCAAUCGCAGCUGUAGUAGGCUCUAUGAACUGGCCUACCCCAAACCGCUAUGUGGCCCGAAUUCGCCCUCAAGACCCUCGAACGGAGAAGAUUCAGGAUUUCGGGGAGAUGUGUUUGGAGCUUCUUGAAUCUUAUGUAAAGGUAAAUAAAGUCAGGCCAGAUAAAAUUGUGAUAUUUCGGGAUGGGGUGAGUGAAUGGCAAUUUGAUAUGGUUCUUAAUGUGGAGCUAAGUGGCCUCAAGAAAGCAUUUCGAGCACUGAAUUAUGUCCCAACAAUUACACUUGUUGUAGCUCAGAAGCGACAUCUAACUCGGUUCUUUCCAGAGACCAAAGAAGAUGGUUGUUCCGCUGGAAAUGUGCUUCCAGGAACUGUUGUUGACACAACAGUUGAUGAUUUUUCCAGGUUUAAUUUCUAUCUUUGCAGCCACUAUGGUAACAUUGGAACCAGCAAGCCAACACAUUACCAAGUCCUCUGGGAUGAACAUGGAUUUACUAGUGAUCGCAUUCAGCAGCUCAUAUAUAGCUUGUGUUUCACUUCUGCUCGGUGCACUAAACCUGUCUCGUUGGUCCCACCAGUGUACUAUGCUGACCUUGCUGCAUAUAGAGGCCAACUUUACCGGGAAGCAUUGAUGGACUGGCAUUCUCAAGCUUCAUCAACAUCUUCAUCAUCUAAAUCAAUUGGAGCUGCGUUUGACAAGCAUUUGUAUAAGGUCUGUCCAAACCUAGAGGAUGCGAUGUUCUUCAUUUAGAAAUUAAGGCCUGUUGGAACUGUCCUUAAACUCCUUUCCUGGUCGGGCUGUGAUAACUCCUAGUUUGAGGGAAAAGUUCAGGAGAUGUUACCAACUUAAUAGUAGUUCUUCAGGAACUUAUUCCCCUGGUCUGAAUGUGGGAUUUUCAUGUUGAAGGUCUUGGUUUUAAAAUCCUGGGGAUGGUCUAGAAAGGUUUACUGGAUAUGGGAGCAAUCAUUUUAUUUUGGAAAUAAUCUACUUCGAUCAGAUAUAAACAUGUUUGAUCUUA